AUGACUGUCACCACGACGCCAUGUACCAGACCGCUUCCGAAACCGUUUGAGACAUCGUCCAUCAACUUCGGCGCCGAGAUCAGCGGACUGGACAUUGAAAACCUCAGUGACAAUGACUUCGAACUCUUGAGGGUCGCAUUGUAUAAACACAACGUACUGGUGAUCAAGAACCAACACCGCCUCUCGCCGAGGGCGCAAUGCGAACUGACACGACGCUUCGACCCGGACGCCGACGUGUACAGCCAUGGAAAGACGAUCGACAAGCGGAGCGUGCUUCACAAAGACCUCACCACCAUCCCACACCAACCGCAGGUCCAAGUGAUCGGACACGGGCAGAUCGAAUCGUACGAAGGAUUGACGAACCUCAAGUUGAAGCACCCACACCACCGAGUCUUCCACAAACACCCUGUUCCCGAGGCGGACGAUUUCCACAAGACGCAUUUCUACCGAUGGCACAUUGAUUCGGCCAUGUACGACUUGGACCCGCCGUUGGUGACAUCCCUGUUGGCGAUUCGAGUCCCCACGGGUAGACGUCAGCUCUGCACGUAUGACGACGGGACCGGCGAUGAGAUGGAGGUCCCCUUGGGCACCACGGCGUUCUUCAGUGGAUAUCAAAUGUAUGACUUGCUCUCGGAGAAAGAUAAGGAGUUCGCCCGCACGAGCCAGGUCGAGUACGCCGCUCAUCCUUACAUCUGGAUGGCCAAUGCAAGAUCGAGGUCCAACGGGCUCGGGUUGUACUGCGACGGCCUGGAACUUGCAGACGACCAGCUGCCGCCCGUCGAGCCACACAAGAUCAAAAGGUACCCCAUGGUGUGGAAAAACCCGGUGACGGGUCAGCUGGCCAUGAUGGUCUACCCGACGCCAGCCAGGAGGAUCCAUCUCCAGGAUGGCAGCGUGAUUGACGACCUGGCCGAGGUCAGGCAGACCUUGUAUCGCAUGCAACGCCCGGCAAUCAGCCCCCAGUUCAUCUACCCGCAUGAUUGGGAAGAGGGUGACUUAGUCCUCUUCAACAACCACGGCGUCAUGCACUCGAUCGUCGGCGCUUUUGCUGACCACGAGGUCCGUCUGUUCCGCCAGUGCAACAUGGCUGCCAGUAGACCUCCCUUGGGGCCUGAUUAG
This is a messenger RNA of Capronia epimyces CBS 606.96, 1119 nucleotides long. RefSeq lists its product as uncharacterized. Bases 1 to 1119 code for a protein of 372 amino acids. NCBI's taxonomy places the organism in Eukaryota, Fungi, Ascomycota, Eurotiomycetes, Chaetothyriales, Herpotrichiellaceae. The transcript has 2 exons. The record is from RefSeq and is a predicted model, not a curated record. Gene Ontology annotation, molecular function: oxidoreductase activity.